Dibothriocephalus latus is the source of this 204-nucleotide messenger RNA. The record is from the annotation of a GenBank genome assembly. NCBI's taxonomy places the organism in Eukaryota, Metazoa, Platyhelminthes, Cestoda, Diphyllobothriidea, Diphyllobothriidae.
AUGGAUAAGGAAGAAGACAUAUCGAGCACCGGAUGCGGUGCUCGCCAUGAAUUUUCAAGUGCCAAGGAUUUUAAUGCUGACUCGAUCGUGUGCCUCUAUCAUGUCAACCUCUCCGUUCUUGCUAGGAUGCUUAUCGAGUACUCCCAGCACGCUCUUCUUCGACUUGAUAUACGUUCCGAGGCGGAGUUGAAGGAAAAAAGGUGA